UCCUCUUUUUCUCUACAGGCAACUUUUACGCAAAGCAUACAAUGGAGAUGGAAUUGCUGGCCAGGCCGCCGGUGAAGGCAUUUGAUGGCGAAGGCGGAUCCUACUCCGCCUGGUCCCCCGAUGAAUCUAUAAUUAUAGGAGAGGCCAAUGUUGGGGCCGCCAAGUUUGUCCUGCACCCGUUCGGGUUUGGGCUGCCUCAUUACUCCGAUUCAUCCAAAGUCGGAUUUGUACUCCAAGGCACCGGCGGAGUUGCCGGGGUGUUGUUGCCUCAGUCAGCGGAAGAGAGGGUGGUGAAGCUAAAGAAGGGCGAUAUGAUUGCAUUACCGGUCGGCACCAUCUCCUGGUGGUUCAACGACGGUCAAGAUAACUCCGACCUGGUCAUAGUCUUCCUGGGAAGCACCUCGAACUCCUAUAUUCCCGGGACAUUCACCUACUUCUUCCUGGCUGGACCGCAAAGCAUCCUGGGCGGUUUCUCUCCCGAGGUCACCCGCAGAGCCUACAACAUGAACAAAAAGGAAGUGACCGAACUCACCGAGAGCCAGCCACACCCGCUGAUAGUGAAGCUCAAUGCUCAUACCGGCAUAGGGGACUUGGCCAAAACCGAAGCGAUCAUCGGAAGGCCGCUCCUUGAAGAUGGGAGAUCAACUGUGGAGCUGACGGGCUCGGAGGUGCCUCUGCUGGAGCAGGCAGGCCUGAGUGUCCAGUGGGUGAGACUGGAUGCCGGUGCUCUGCUGGGCCCGACUUACACCGCGGACACAUCGGCCCGGGUUAUGUAUAUGGUAGGGGGUAGUGGGAGGGUGGAGAUCGUGGGGUUCAACGGGAAGAGGUGCAUGGCCGAAGUGGUGAAGGAAGGUGAAGUCGUCGUGGUGCCCAAGUUCUUCACGGUUGCCGCUGUUGCCGGAGAAGAUGGAAUGGAGUGCGUCACCGUCACGACUUCUCCACGGCAUGUCGUGAAGGAGUUGGCGGGGAAAGCAUCGCCAUGGAAGGCAAUGAGUCCGGAAGCCUUGGAAGCAGCUCUCAAUGUGUCCUCUCCGUUCCUCAAGUGUUUCCUGUCUAAGAUUGAUGAUCUCUCCUUCUAGAGAUUCCACAUUAAUUCCCUUUCUAUUUAAUUAAUUACAUGUGCAAUGCCAUAGUUGAAGUAA
This is a messenger RNA of Punica granatum (pomegranate), 1142 nucleotides long. The record is from RefSeq and is a predicted model, not a curated record. Lineage: Eukaryota; Viridiplantae; Streptophyta; Magnoliopsida; Myrtales; Lythraceae.